UUGCUUGAAAUGCUUGGGGUUAGCGCGCGGGGACCCCGCAUAAUCGACGCAUUGCGGAAAUGAACAGCGGCUGGCGAAGUAGUAUCAAGCUGGCAGCGGAAGAAUUAAGACAACUUUCUCACAGAGCCAAGAAUAGCCAAGGGACAGAGGACUGAUGAUUGAGGACAGGAUUCGAUUAUAAAAUGGUCUGUCGAGUUGUUUGGGUUAAAGCAGGCAACUACCUUGGUACAGUGCAUCGCCAUGAGGUCCUUCUCAAUCGUUCUCGCUUUCGCGGUAUCUUUGUCUUCGGUAGUUGCAUCUGCUCUUGACAAUGACUACGUCCCAUCUGGAGCCUCAGUUCAGACCCCUCACUUGGACUCAAUUUUGCCUAGGAAGCCUAGAGCAAAGGACAACUGGGGCAACGCCGUUGCACACGAUCGCAAGAAGAUUACCAUCCGAGCUUCCAAGAAUGACACAGAUGACAUCAGCGACGACUUUUUGUGGGCUCUCAAGAAGGCAAACAAUGGCGGUCUUGUGCACUUGAAAAAGAAUCACAAGUACGUCAUUGGUAAGAAGCUUGAUUUGAGCUUCCUAAAGGAUGUUUACGUCAACAUCGAUGGCGAGCUCAAGUACACCAACGACAUCAAAUAUUGGCAGGCCAACAACUUCUACUACCCAUUCCAGAAGAGCAUCACCUUCACUGUAUGGGGCGGAAAAGACAUCAAGAUCUACUCCGACUCAGGUGCGGGUGUAAUCAAUGGCAACGGCCAGGCAUGGUGGGACGGCUUCUCAGGUGCCGAGAUUUUGGAUCCAACAAACAAAUUUUAUCGUCCAAUCCUUUUCCUGACCGACAACGCGACCAACGUAGAGAUCUCCGGCCUGCAUCUCAAGGACUCCCCAUGCUGGACGACCUUCCUCGUGCGCACCAAGAAUGUUAUCUUCGAUAAUAUCUACAUCGAUGCCGUGUCGACUAACACAUCCUCACUACCCAAGAACACUGAUGGCUUCGAUUCACUCAAUGUUGAUGGUCUGACCGUCACCAACACGCGAGUCAACGUAGGCGACGACUGCUUCUCGCCCAAGCCCAACACCACCAACAUCUUCGUCAAGAACCUUUGGUGCAACGGUACGCACGGCGUAUCGAUGGGCAGCAUAGGACAAUAUCCAGGCGUGAAAGACUUCAUCAGCAACGCUUGGAUUGAGAAUGUGACACUCCUAAAUGGUCAGAACGGCGCCCGCCUCAAGGCCUGGGCGGGGCCAAAUGUGGGUUACGGAUACAUCGAUAACGUAACAUACAAGGACAUCAUCAUCGAGAACACGGAUGCGCCCGUUGUGCUGGAUCAAUGCUACUUCAACGUCAACGACACGACGUGCGCCAAGUACCCGAGUAACGUCAACAUUACGAAUGUCAACUUCAUCAAUAUCUCGGGUAGCUCUAGUGGGAAGAACGGCAAGGUUGUUGCGGAUUUGACGUGCAGCCCGGGCGCGACGUGCAAUGGUAUUCACCUUGAAAACAUCAAUAUCACCAGUCCUGCCGGUUCUCCACCGCAGAUUGUGUGUGAGAAUAUCAAGGGCGACAUUGGUGUGCCCUGUAUCCCUGCGAGCCAGGCGGAUGAUUAGACGAACACCUGUGAAUAAGGGAGUGAGA
This is a messenger RNA of Boeremia exigua, 1627 nucleotides long. Its product is annotated as glycoside hydrolase family 28 protein. Gene Ontology annotation, molecular function: polygalacturonase activity. The record is from RefSeq and is a predicted model, not a curated record. The coding region runs from base 241 to 1599 and encodes 452 amino acids. The transcript has 2 exons. NCBI's taxonomy places the organism in Eukaryota, Fungi, Ascomycota, Dothideomycetes, Pleosporales, Didymellaceae. Gene Ontology annotation, biological process: carbohydrate metabolic process.